This is a messenger RNA of Tigriopus californicus, 833 nucleotides long. RefSeq lists its product as uncharacterized. The coding region runs from base 31 to 720 and encodes 229 amino acids. Lineage: Eukaryota; Metazoa; Arthropoda; Copepoda; Harpacticoida; Harpacticidae. The transcript is spliced from 5 exons. The record is from RefSeq and is a predicted model, not a curated record.
CAUUUUGCGGCUGGAUUUUAAUCGGCAUCUAUGUCGAAAAAGCUUUUUACGGUGUGUGGGAUUUUGAAGCGAAAUUGGGCGAGCAGUUUCCUUGAGGCCAAACAUCGCCGUACAUUCUGGGAAUCAAGGGUACUACGAGAGGCCCAAAUUCCGCAAACCGCCUUUACGGAGUUAUCUUACACCGUUGAGCAGGUCUACAAUGCUGGAACGGCCAACGAGUUCGAAGAACGGCACUAUAAUGGGGGCAGGAACUUUGCAUGCACCAAUGCGUCCUUUUACGGCGCAGGAGUCACCAAGGAAGUGAUGUUUCAAGCUGUGCAAGAUUAUCUUCAAGGGGACAAUGAUCAAGAUAUGGAUAUUCGUUUGAGCUUGCCCGUGAUCAUGAUUCAUGAUAUCUCCUUGGGUUCCCAUCACUUCAUGGUGUGUGCAUUCCUGGGAGAAGCGCUGAAUAAUUCCCCACCAACUCCCACUGACCCCAAAAUUGUCAUCUGGCAACCCACUGAGAAGGUUAUCUAUACCAGACGGGUUGGAACACGAAUGACUGACGCUCAAUGGCAUAUGGAAUAUCAAAACUUGAAGACUCUCCUUGAGGCCAAUGGCAAAGGUUCGAAUAUCUUGAACCACGUUUAUGCAUAUGUUACUUUCACUCCUCCAUGGACCAAGAUGGCUGAUAGAUACGAGGUCUGGAUCUUCAAGAACGUUCAAGUGCAUAACUUUUAGAGAUCAUGCAUGUAUUACGGCUAAUGACUAAAUCAAUGUGCAAAGCUGUAAGGAAAAUAAACCUUUUAGAACAUUUAUGAAUAGAACUAUCAAUAUAGAAUAAGGAGGUACAA